AUGGAUGCCGUUGAUGACAACAAUAAGCACCAGGCGCCGCAUCUAGCCGACUUUGCCGCGGACCGCGAACAACAGCAGAUCGACGAGGAUGCAGCAACAGCAGCAGUAAACAUGAAUAACGAUGUAAAAUACUCAACAACUGCUGCGAUUGGCGGCUGGGAACGUCAACUAUUUCGCUUUCAUCCGUAUCACGGCUCCAAUAUACAUCUGGAUGACGAUGCAACGGUCGCCUUUCGCCGCACCAGCUUUGCCGAUGCACUCACAUUCUCCGAGCGACCGCUGGCUCCCGGUGAUAUUUUCCUCGUCGAGAUUGAGAAAAUCGAACGUGGCUGGUCGGGACACAUGCGACUUGGACUCACAGAGCUAACGCCGAACAUAAUUGGCAUGCGCAGCGAGGGAUUGCCGCACUUUGCCCUGCCGGACUUGGCCAAUUUGGGUAAUAGCUGGAUAUAUCCGAUUUCCAAAUUUGAGAUGAAUCAACGCCAAGAGCAAUCCGCCCAGGGUGAGAAUGUGGAGCCACAACUAAAUGAAACGCCACAACGCAAUCUUUUGGGUGAUGCGACGCAUGUGCGGACACCGCGUGGCUUAUUACCAAAGAGACUGCUGCGACCAUCGAUGGACAAUGGCAACUCGGAUAUACUGUUAACCGAUCGAGGCUCACGCAUUGGCAUCAUCUAUGUGCCCACGGAGAAUGAUGCAUCCAAGGCCGAGUUGCAUUUUAUCAUUAAUGGUGUGGAUAAGGGCCCAGUGUCCAAGGAUAUUCCACUGAACAUGGCACCCUUGUAUGUGGUUAUCGAUGUCUAUGGCACAACCAAGCAGAUACGCAUCAUACAGUUGGAGGGCAUUUUAUCCUUACAAAGCGCUUGUCGCAAUGUCAUUUUGGAGCACAUCACAGCAGGCGCUAUUACAAGGCUGCCGUUGCCGGAGAGCAUUAAGCGUUUCUUGCUGCGACGAGAUUAAGGAACAGAGACACCAUAAAGCCACACACAGACACACACGCUUUAUGUAAUAGAGUGCUGUGCAUGAGCGUGCGACGUGAUAGCCUGUUUACCCAUAUAUACUACUUAUAUAUUUUAUACAUUGCAUUGUGUGUAUGGAAGUGAAGUGCCGCCGUUCAUUGACUUCCCAUUCAUUCCCUCGACGUCUCGUUCCAUAAUGCCGUGUGAAAUUUGCGGCAUAUUCAAAAGUUUUUGGGACAGUGGAAGGCGCUUUGCUCUGUUUUGUCACCUCCCCAGUUGGAGUUGCAAACGAAUUUUGUAUUUUCUUUCGUUCUGUAGAUAUAGUUUAUAAUACUUUUGGUUCCGUGAUACCAGUUCUUUAUAUUUAUAUUUUAUAUAUAUAUAUAUAUCUGUA
Molecule: messenger RNA, 1353 nt
Organism: Drosophila nasuta
Lineage: Eukaryota; Metazoa; Arthropoda; Insecta; Diptera; Drosophilidae
Product: neuralized-like protein 2
Exons: 4
Coding region: 1-960 (319 amino acids)
Biological process (GO): intracellular signal transduction
Molecular function (GO): ubiquitin protein ligase activity
Source: RefSeq, a predicted model, not a curated record